Messenger RNA from Exophiala xenobiotica, 3373 nucleotides. RefSeq lists its product as uncharacterized. The transcript has a single exon. Bases 631 to 3048 code for a protein of 805 amino acids. Lineage: Eukaryota; Fungi; Ascomycota; Eurotiomycetes; Chaetothyriales; Herpotrichiellaceae. The record is from RefSeq and is a predicted model, not a curated record.
ACCUUGCUCUCACCUCUCGUUUCCAUUCUUCUCCUCGCUCGCCGCCGUUUGGUCGCAGUUCUACUCCUUUCCAAUUUCUGCCCAUCCUCUCAAGGCUCCGGAUGCCGAAUUGACCAUCAGUUCAUCGUUGGAUACGAUAUCUUUGCCCCAGCUUCGAAUCGUUGCAGAGCAAUUGAAUAAGUCAUUCUUUACCAACCCACAUUUAUUUCGUCCCUCAUACCGUCCACCGGCUUUCAAACAAGACUUGUCGAAUCUUUACUUCGUCCUCCACCCGUACCUUCCUCGCUCACAAUUGUCGCUUCCGUUCACCGCCCGCUCAGUCAUUUCCUCCGACUGAAAUUCACCUUCUCCCGAUCCUCUUGCUGUCACUCUCACCUCACUGUGCGAUCAGCCGGUAGAGACCUUACUGUCAACUUUGAUCUGUGUUGUCGGUAGAGAGUGUGAACAGGCGCAAGAAUCAAUGCGAGAAGGUGGAUGAACGGAAACAAGCCAUCACAAUCAACCACACGCGUGUCAGCAAACAUGCUUGCGUCUUCAUAACGUCUUGCUAGACUUCAGCGGCCAAUUACGACCUGGGCGACUUGAAGGCCAGCUACUCUGUUGAGCAGCGCAGCCACACCCUCCGACAGCAUGUCUACCGGCCGCCCAUCUAGCCAGCCGAAUCGCUUUCACUAUCCGCAAUAUGCAAAUCAACAGCCGCCACAACCACCAGCUGGAUAUGCUCAUCCUUCACAAUAUCAGCAGAAUCAACAACAGUUUCCUCCACACCCGUCAAUAAGAGUACCGUCAAAUGUCAAACUCAGUGCCAGACAAGUCCCUCUAGGCGUGGGAGUCUCUCCGCCGCCCGUCAGAUAUGAAGGUGCGCAACGAGCACAACAGCGGCCCGGCGGAACCGGUGUACUGGUACAAGAUUUCAGAUUCCCUACCGUUCCCCCGAUUCCAGAGAACUCUCCAGCGAAAUCAAAGCAGGAGCUAUCACAAUCGCCAGGCCGCAGAGACAAUAUGCACGAAUCUUACAUGUCAUCGGUACUAGACGACUUUACCACGCCUGGGACCACUCCCGGUUCUAGAUCAAGAGGUUUCCCUACUCCCAAGAGAUACUCAGGCUCUGUCUACGCCGAAAGCGAGGCUCUCGGGGUUGAUGAGCGUUUUGAUCAAGGCAUUACCAGUCAAGAAAGUAGCAGGUCGAAUUCUCCAGAGAACAGCCCACAGGUGGUGCGUCAAGCUAGCCUGGGAAAGCGUGCAAAGCCUGCAAUGACCACGAUAAAGAACCGAAACAGCCAGCUGGGUCAUGAUAAUCCGGAAGAUGGUCCAGGGGCCAUUUCAACGAACAGAGCUGCCACAAUGAACGCUCUUAGUGCAGCCGUAGCUGCUGGUGUGACCAACAAAGCAACGCACUAUCAACCUGAGGUACCUGGUUCACGCAGCUACACACCUGUCAGGAUGCCUUUUGAUACCUCCCCUCCAGUUUCACCUUCUGCGGACAGAGAAUAUCUACAAACCCCUAAAUCUCCGAGCACAAUAGCCACCACCAAACUCUUUGAACAGACUCCAGGCUCAUCACAUUCACGCAAAUCUACCAAUCCUCUUCUUGGACUAGGCAUUGAGCAACCUUCGAUGAGCGAUAAGAUCCCUCCCAGUCGAAGACCUCCAAGACUAGAUAUGGACGCUGUCAGAGAUGCUGAACAGCGUGGUAGCACAACGAGCCUGGCGGAUCUUAUCAAACGAGCCACAAGGCUAGCUGCAAAUCUGGACCGGGGCAAAACAGCCAGCCGCCUAGGCAUGCUGGAUAUGUGGGGAAGCAACGACAAGUUGAGCGGCAACAAUCGUCAUUCGACCAUGUCAGACAUGAUAUCCGCGUUUCCUGCUCCAGCUGUGGGUGGAACUCCUACGAACCGAGGAGAUGCAGCCUGGCCUCUCGGGGAAAAAGGCGACGCAUAUGCCUCAACCAGCGAUCUCUCCAAGAACCAGCCCGCAAAGAAACGGAAGUGCUGUGGGUUGUCAUUGCCUAUUUUCUUCACCGUUCUCGUUGUCAUCAUUAUUCUCAUCGCUGCCGCUGUGUUAAUACCUAUUUUCCUAAUCCUUGUACCAAAACAACAUUCAAAAGAGAAUACCUGUGCAUCUAGCCACCCGUGCCGGAAUGGUGGCACGAGCAUCGUCAGUCAGAACACUUGUGUUUGUGUCUGCUCGAAUGGCUUCACUGGAAGUCAAUGUGAGACGCCUGGAAAUGCCCAAGACUGCAUGACGUCGACCGUGAGUGAUGGUGCCAAAGCGUACAAGAAUGCGACGAUGGGCUCUUCGGUUGUGCCCGCUCUCUCGGAUGCACAAAGUCAAUUCAACAUACCACUAAAUGCGUCUACGAUUCUAUCUCUGUUCUCUGCGAACAACCUCUCGUGCACAAGUGAGAACUCUCUCAUAGAUUUCAACUCGACCAGCGAAUCCACGAAAACGAGACGGUUCGUCAUAAUACCUGGCUUGGAGCCGCUCAACAAUAGAUUUGCUUCUGUUGAUGAGAGCCCGGCUGCGCCUGUGGUCAGUAAGCGGACUGAGCCUGUCGGCAAGCUUUGGCUGGAAAGAAGACAAGACGGCGUGACGGUCGGCACAUCAAACGGCAUCGUCUUUCAGGCGACGUCCGCCACAUCAAUAGGAGCAGUUUCUACGCCUUCCGCAUCCAUCGGCACCGAUGUGUCCACAAUAACCAGUGUUAGCGGGACUGCCACCGAAACAGGAGCCGCAGCAACAUCUGAUUCUGGGUCGAGUGCACCAAGCUCAACGGGCAGUGGGGAUACCACGAGACCAUCCUCUACGGUGACUGAUCGAGAUGUCGGCUUCGCUCGAGUCCUGGUUCUCUAUGUAAUGCAACAAUCGCGAACUGUGGACGUCGCUGUCAAGGCACAGGAGCAGCUGGAGUCGUUUUUCCAGCAACAAACGCAGGGCAACUCGUCUACAACCGUCGAGGUUGGCGAGGGCAACCAACGUUUUACCGCAGACUUUGACGCGCUCAGCAUCACCAUGGGCAAUGGGCAGGUCAUUGGUGGGAAGAGUUAGGGUGGCUACCCUUGAAAUGAACGUCUCUCAGAAACAACUUAUGGUCGGAUAUUGCACAAGGGGCUCAGCUUGGUGCUCAUGGGGUUAUUGGGAUCUUGUUGGGCUACAUAUCCUACAGGUGUUGGAUAUGUGGAAGGCACGUCACGUCGACUGUGAAGGUCAGCAUUUUCUCCAGCUGAACUUGACCAUGCGGUACUUGUGAGCUGUCAUUAUUGUGCUUGAUACCCCGUGCUUUGUACUCAUAUUUCUAUGCGACAUUAGCGAGCAAGCGAGCUGAGAAUUCAUUCCCUUCGGAUCGAAACAUCUCUCAUCGAAUGAAAACUGC